AUUUGACUAGUUCUGUUGGCCAUGACCUGUCAGACUCCUGUAGGCCUGACAGAGGUGCCUCAUUCCCUUGGGACCAACAGGGAGUCUUCUCAGCGCUUGCUGUACAUGGUGACUCCUGGGAGGACCGUCGCCAAGGGCCUUUGAGUUUCCAAGGGUCAGAGAUGGAAGCUUCACAAGCACAACUGCAGACAAGCACCCAGGUGACCCAUCACCUGCAGCUGCAGCGGGACCAGCAGUUUGACUGUGGUGACGGCAACGCCAGGCUCGGCCUUCCCUCCACCGUGUGGGGCUUCACAGCCAACACUGAGUUUGGAGACCAAGGGCUGCCCCUGCAAGAGCUGGGUUUGGAUGCUUCCAUCGGAAUGAAGAUCCCUCCCAAGGUGGAGGGCGAGGGCUCAGCUGCCAGCCAGCAUGAACGUCAAGUCUCUAGCAACAGUAAUGCCUCCAGUGUCCUGAAGCAGAAGAUUCUGCGAAGAAAACUGCUGCGCAGCAAGUGGAGAAUAGCAUGCAGGUUCCCUGGCCUUCAAGCGUAGGGGACAGAGCACCAGCCUCGGGCUCCCCCUUCAGCCCCUCCUCUCAAGAGGAUCCCAGCCUGCUCCUGACUCUUGUCACCAUGUGGUCAUCCCUCCAGGCUCAGCCGUCAGCAGAACCCAACGAAGACCCACAUUUGAUCCCUCUGUCUCUCUCUCUGUCCCUCUCUCUAUCUCUCCUAUGUCUCUCCAUCUCU
Molecule: messenger RNA, 727 nt
Organism: Camelus dromedarius (Arabian camel)
Lineage: Eukaryota; Metazoa; Chordata; Mammalia; Artiodactyla; Camelidae
Product: neuroblastoma breakpoint family member 4-like
Exons: 4
Coding region: 162-533 (123 amino acids)
Source: RefSeq, a predicted model, not a curated record